Messenger RNA from Geodia barretti, 567 nucleotides. The record is from the annotation of a GenBank genome assembly. Lineage: Eukaryota; Metazoa; Porifera; Demospongiae; Tetractinellida; Geodiidae.
CUGGCCCCGGCCGAGCGAGCCCGGCGCAUCGCCUACCUGCCGCAAUCCCGUCCGCUGGCGUGGCCGGUGCGGGUGCGCGACGUGGUGGCCCUUGGACGGUUCGCCCACGGCGCCUCGUCCGGACGGCUGCGCGGCCAAGACGCCGCCGCGGUGGAACGCGCGCUUUCCGCCUGUGACCUCCACACCCUCGCCGACCGCCCGUGCGACACGCUCUCGGGCGGAGAACUGUCCCGUACCCACAUGGCUCGGGCCAUGGCCGCGGAAGCGCCGAUCCUGCUAGCCGACGAGCCCACCGAAGCCCUCGAUCCGCUCCACCAGCACCAGGUCCUGAGCCUGAUCCGGACCUACGCCGACGCCGGCAACGGCGCGCUGGUGGUGCUGCACGAGGCCGCCCUGGCCGCGCGCUUCGCCGACCGGCUGGCCUGGAUCCGCGAGGGACGCAUCGUCGCCGACGGGCCGCCCGGGGAAACGCUGACGCCGGAACGCAUGGCCGAUGUAUAUGGCGUGCAGGCCGCGGUACGGCGCAUCGAGGACGAUUGGGUCGUGGCCGUCUCCGGGCCGGCCUAG